AUGAACGUUCUGUCUUUCUCGUCCCAUGUUGUCCAUGGCACGGUAGGUAACAGGGCGAUCCAACUACCGUUGAAUCUGCGUGGAUGGAACGUCGACUGCGUCAACACGACGAACCUGUCGAACCAUCCCGGCUUCAGAACGUUCAAGGGCUCCAAGACCGACGCGGCUACAAUCGCAGACAUUUACGAGGGGCUAGUGGAGAUUGGGCUGGAGUACGACGCCGUCAUUGUUGGGUAUGUCGCGAGCGUGCCGAAUCUCGAGUGCAUCGCAGACAUUCUGGCCAGACUGAGCUACAAACCGCUGGUGGUGCUCGACCCCAUCCUCGGCGACAACGACAAGCUGUACGUCGACGAAAACCUCAUUCCUGUCUAUAAACGCAUUCUGCAGGACCCAGCCGGCCUGGUCACGCUGACAUCGCCCAACCAGUUCGAGAUAGAAACGCUCACAGACACCAAGAUCUCGGACUGGAGCUCGCUUACCGCGAGUGUUACCCGGUUCUACGAUCUCUACAACGUGCGGUACGUGGUGAUCACCUCGGUCGACCUGGGCGGCACAAUGUACUGCAUAGGGUGUCUGGACAGAGACACGACGUUUGCCGUCGCGGUCGACCAGGUUCCCGCGGUGUUCUCCGGGUCUGGAGACCUGUUUCUCGGUCUGCUGACAGACGUGUUCCACCGGACCAAAGACCUGGAAACGUCGCUCAAACACACGGUCGACGUGGUCCAGCGGGUUCUGAAGCGCACCUUGGAGCUCACCGACGCAAAAAUGAGCAUCGGCAGCACGCUGUACAUCCCGUCGCUCAAGCUGGUGGAAAGCAUGGACAUAAUAGAAUAG
Messenger RNA from Ogataea angusta, 834 nucleotides. RefSeq lists its product as uncharacterized. Gene Ontology annotation, molecular function: pyridoxal kinase activity. Lineage: Eukaryota; Fungi; Ascomycota; Pichiomycetes; Pichiales; Pichiaceae. Gene Ontology annotation, cellular component: cytosol. The transcript has a single exon. The record is from RefSeq and is a predicted model, not a curated record. The coding region runs from base 1 to 834 and encodes 277 amino acids. Gene Ontology annotation, biological process: pyridoxal 5'-phosphate salvage.